This is a messenger RNA of Puccinia graminis f. sp. tritici CRL 75-36-700-3, 393 nucleotides long. RefSeq lists its product as uncharacterized. Gene Ontology annotation, biological process: protein targeting to ER. Lineage: Eukaryota; Fungi; Basidiomycota; Pucciniomycetes; Pucciniales; Pucciniaceae. The coding region runs from base 1 to 393 and encodes 130 amino acids. Gene Ontology annotation, cellular component: mitochondrion; endoplasmic reticulum. The transcript has 5 exons. The record is from RefSeq and is a predicted model, not a curated record.
AUGCACAGCUGUGCGGUCCUGCACACCAAUUUCAAUUGGCAAGCGGUCCCACACUCCCCUCAGAGAGGGGAGUGUGGGAUCUUCAAAUACGUGGAACCCAGUCCUCCUAUGACAAACAAGCCCGGCAAGCUGGUCACCACAACAAAUUGGGAUUACGACCUCACUCAAUCCUCAUCCGGACUUUGUAGAGUACUCAUGGGUUUCCUGAUGAUGUGCUUCUUAUAUCUCUACAUGAAGUAUGAUGCCCCAGUCUUCCUUCAAUCGAUCAUGCCACUCAAAACGAUCCAUCUGUUCGGCCACCCCACAACAGGAGACUAUAAGAGGCCAUUCCAAACGUCUGGAUUCAUGGGUGCUGCUACAAAUGCUAAGACGGAUGCCAAGAGCAUCAAAUAG